GCGUCUGCUUUCAGGCAGUCUGGAGGAAGACGCAAGCCGACACGCAGCUGCACUGGAGCAGACUCUGUUGUCUCAGCCUCAUGCUUCGCCUUGGGGACUUCUGCUCAAUCUGUCCGCUUUGUGAACGGUCGUGACAGUAUUUAUGUUUUAUUUUUAGUGACAAAAGAAGAGGAAAAAAGUGAGCAAGAAGGGGACCGAGUCAUGGAUCUUUACUGCUUGGAGUCGGAUAUAGUCGUGAAAGCCCAGCCUGACCCAAACAUCCUUUAUGAUGAGAGAGUUUUGCAAAGUUUAUUAACAAUUGAGGACAGUUUUUUACCCCAAUGCUCGUAUUUUCAGCGGGUCCAGAAGGAUAUUCACCCUUAUAUGAGACGAAUGGUUGCAGGUUGGAUGCACGAGGUGUGUGAGGGAGAGAAGACUAAUGAAGAUGUCUUUCCUUUAGCUAUUAAUUAUUUGGACAGAUUUUUAGCCGUGGUUCCCACAAGAAAGAACUUUUUGCAGCUUCUGGGAGCUGUGUGCAUGUUCCUGGCCUCCAAGCUGAAGGACUGCAGGCCCAUAUCAGCAGAGACACUCUGCAUGUACACUGACUUCUCCAUUACACCAAGGGAACUGCUGGAGUGGGAGCUGGUGGUGCUGGGGAAGUUGAAGUGGAACAUGGCCUCCGUUAUCCCCAAUGAUUUUAUAGAGCACAUCAUGCGCAGGCUGCCUAUUCCCAAAGACAAGUUAGCGUUGGUCCGAAAGCACACGCAGACUUUUAUCGCUCUUUGUGCUACAGAUGACCGGCUCGCCAUGAACCCGCCCUCUAUGAUCGCCACAGGCAGCAUGGCCGCCGCCAUCUGCGGCCUGCAGAUCUACCACACUGACCAGCGGCUGAAUCGAGAUAACCUGACAGACCUGCUGGCCAAGAUCACCAACACCGAGGUGGAUUGUUUGAGGGCCUGCCAGGAGCAGAUAGAGCGUGUUCUGGCCUCCAGCCUGCAGCAGGGCCAGCAGCACCGGCAGGAGAGCGGCGUCAGAGCCGGCAGCAAGGCGAGGGAGCAGCAAGAUCAGUCCAGCACCCCCACAGAUGUGCGUGACGUCAACUUAUGAGCUCCUCACGCCACCCGACUCGCUUGUGCCUGCCGACCAAUGAACUGACUGCACCGAGGGGGGGGCACGACAUGUCAGUCUCUUCUCGGAGUUGCUCCACACUUGAUGGUGUGACAAUCUAUGAACUUUAGAAACUAAGAAAUUUCCCCUUUUUUCCCCCAACUCCAUUCACACCUGGAUGGUGUAAUUCCACCUUUUUGUACGGACCACAAGUAGAUCGAACAAGCUAUUUAAAAUAAAAAAUAAGAUUCAUUCUUGAAAAACUUGAUAGUGCCUUAGGUUUCUUGAGUGGAAGCCUGGAAAUAUGCUCAUACUUGAAAGGAAGAUUGCAUAAUUAGAUGAAAUAUUCAUAUUUUAGUUCAUAACACUUAGUAAAAUAAGUAAUUGAUGUACAUGUAUCUAGAAUUUUGUUACUCUUUCACUAUCCUUCGUGAGUAAUCGUCAUCUUGCAGUUUAAUUGGAGGUUUCUGUUCUGAAAGUUCUUGCAGCAGCGAUUGAGAUGGAUCUUUGUCCGUGCACAACUUUAACAUAAAAUCGAUUUCCGGCGAUGCGUCACGCAUCUGCACCUGUAGCACCGCUUAUAACUGAGGUCCCGGCUCGGAGUGGGCUGCGCCUGCUCACGGAGGAAAGACGUUCAAGCGGUCUCCAUUUAACUGCCAGUUCCAGACAGGAGCGUUUUUGAAUUUCUGCAGGCUGUUGUGCUGUUUUCAGUCGGCGUGUUUGUCGGGCUGUUCGAAAGAGAUUCUGGGCUCAGUUUAUGGAACAAAUGGAGGUUUUGGAAAGUUUUUCUUCGCCAAGUUUCAGAGGACAGAGAAGCAAGUUUUUGAGAGGAGUCUAGGAAAGGAAGGUAUGUGGAAAGUGGCUGAAAAUGCAGAGGUCUGGGGUUAAUGAAGGCCUGGAAGCAGAAGUGAGAAGAGCGACUUAAAGCUUUAAGAUGUUUCUGCAGUCGUCCUUGAGUGACUCACAGGCGCAGAAAGGAUCCCCGAUGACUGUCGGGGUGGGUUUGCAUGUUCUGCAGUUUUUCUUGUUAUCAAUUACUUUUUAGAAAGGACGACACGAGCAAUAUUGAUGCACUUUUAAAUCACACUCCUUAAGUUUGGUAAGGGGAUGGUUGUCAAGAGUUCAGAGGUUUUUAUGGGGUCAUUCUUUUUUUGUUUUAUUCCAACUUUUAUUUUAAGUUAUUUGCUCGUUUUGUUUGUUUUAAUUUCCUUAUCUGGGCUGGUUUCCCAUGGGGUGUUGCAUGUUGUCAUCAAAGUUAUGCCCAAACUGGUGUAUAGACAUAGGAGAAUCAGCAUAAAGGUAUAAUACAUCCAUAAACUAAGGCAUGCAAAGCCACAUGCAGACCAUUUAUUUAACCCUAAACUUGAAUUUUAUUAUUUUUUUUCCUUUUAGAUUUAGUGAUCCCACUCCACCAACAAUUAUUCAUAUUCUUUGUGUGUGCGUGUGUUUGUGUGUGUGUGUGUGUCUGUGUUGCUUUUUGAGCUGCAGUUUAAAGAGCAUUUGUGGGAGUUUUACAAAUUUGCAUCACGAAUUUCUCAAUGAGUAAAAUGCUUGAAAUGUACUUUACAUUUUACAACAGAAAUGUAGUUUUUGAUCUGUAUUCUGGCAUGUUUGUGCAAAAAAAAAAGCCAAAAAUUAGUCUCUUUUUUUUGUUUUGUUUUGUUCCCAAAAAAUGCUUUAAACAUAAAAAAAUGUUUGUGCUUUUAAAUGUUCUGUUUAUAACUGAGAUGUUUCCAAAGUAAGGAAGAUAGAUUAUAUUCAUUUUCUUGCUGCUAUUAAGCUUUUCUCUCUAGUCUUACAAAAAAAAAAUGCCUUAUUGUCAUUCACUUGUGUGCUGCUAUAUUAUGAAAUGUGUAUGUAACAAGUCUGCUUUUCCAUUCUGUUUGUACCAGAGGCAAAGUAACACAGCUUGGUGCGGGACUGGAAGUACUUGUGUUGGCAGAUUUUUUUAAUUUUAUUUUUGAAUUAGCAUGUUUUUGUUAAUGUAAUUGUAUCUUUUCUCUAUCUUUUGUUCUAUCAUACUCUUGCUGCUUAAUUGUACCUCAGGAUAAUCAAAUUGGAUUGAGUGAGUGCCCAUCUCACCUUUACCUCAACACACUUGGCAUCACACACACGUCAUCUUCACUCCAGAUUUGUUGGACGGGUUUCUUUUUUUCCUUUGUUUUCUGUCUGGAUGUUAAGAAAUGCCAGUUGACAGAUCCCACUAAAAUUAAGCGCCUGCAGCCUAAAAUGGGCGUUUUCAUGUAUGGUGCUAAGUACAACAUCCUAUACUGUACGUUAUGUGUAUCAGAAAGACAAAAAAAAAAGUUACCUAUUGACAUGUUUGAAUCAGUUCAUUAAAAAAAUGAAAAGCUUAUAUUUGAGGUACCAGUAUACUCAGUUUUACAAUUUCUCAGUUCCAUGUGGUUGUUAUUCCAAUCGUCUCUCCAAGUGCAACCAUACAGUGUACCUCCACUAUUUGACAUCAAUAAAUUGGCUAAAACCA
Oryzias latipes (Japanese medaka) is the source of this 3571-nucleotide messenger RNA. RefSeq names its product G1/S-specific cyclin-D2. Lineage: Eukaryota; Metazoa; Chordata; Actinopteri; Beloniformes; Adrianichthyidae. The record is from RefSeq and is a predicted model, not a curated record.